Rotaria sp. Silwood2 is the source of this 1141-nucleotide messenger RNA. Lineage: Eukaryota; Metazoa; Rotifera; Eurotatoria; Philodinida; Philodinidae. The record is from the annotation of a GenBank genome assembly.
AUGGACGUCGAAAUAUACGAAACUACUGAAAGUACGAUCCCAUCAUUAUCAAAUGAUACACUGGUGAAAGUUGAACAUUGUUGGAAUUUUAAUGAUAGUUGUUAUCAAGAGAAGAACGAAAUCAAUGAAGAUGACGAUUCAUCUUCGUCCGAAGACGAAAACGACGGCCAUGUAUCUGACCAUCAUCGAGAGACACCAAUUUUUCAAAAUCUUGACUGCUGUGAUGUUCCUGAUUUCAUUUCUUCUAUGGAAGAAGGAUCAAUGAAUCGAUAUGAUCGUGAAAAGGCUCGUCAAAACAAAGAAAAAUUUCAAGCGAUUCGACGUGAUUUGGUUGAGAAAAAUCUCAUUUUACGACCAUCUUACCAAGGCAAUGGAUUUCAUUUGUAUACAAUUAAUGAAUUCCAACAAAAAGUAUCCCAUUUUAUGACACAAACAGACAUUUAUUCAUUCAUUAAAAAAUUAACGUAUCCUAAUGGGGAUGCUAGUCAACAAUAUUUAGCUACUAUCGUCGAUCAAGUAGAAACAACACUGGACAAUUUAUUUCAUUCCCAACAGAUUUCUAAAGUACAACAUUGGCGUAUGCGUAUCAAUCGAUCAUUUGUACGAAUGAAUUAUUUAUAUUUCGUCGCAGAUAUUCGAGAAGUAGGUGUUCGGUUUUCUUUUUUAAUUAUUUAUAUUGUAUUUGAUCAUAUUGAUACACAGGAUGACAAACCGAUUCGACCCAUCAUGGUAUGCAAUGAUGGACCUACGAUGGGUAUCGCUCCUUAUCUUGGUCAUCUACUUGGAUUAAUUUUUAAUGAAGCCACACAUUGCAAAUUAUUUUCUAAAUCUGUUGAUGUCAUACAUAUUCUUGAGCAUUAUCGUCAAGGUGGACAUCUUCAACCAACAACUUUAUUUGCUUCAUUCAAUAUCGAUGAUCUCUGUACGAAAUUUUCUCAUUCCCAUGCUAUCAAUGCAUUGGAACGUUUCCUACACUCUUAUAUAUCGGAUAAUCAAGUUCAACAUAUGACCAUUGGUACCAUUCUUCAAUUGGUUCGUCUCGUUCUUGAUAAUCAAUAUUUUGUCUAUGAUAAUAAAUUGUAUCGACAAAUUGCGGGUGGUGCGUCUGGUUCACCAUUGACUAUUCCAUUGGUUUAUAUCU